Emiliania huxleyi CCMP1516 is the source of this 972-nucleotide messenger RNA. RefSeq lists its product as hypothetical. Gene Ontology annotation, molecular function: S-adenosyl-L-methionine transmembrane transporter activity. Bases 1 to 972 code for a protein of 323 amino acids. Gene Ontology annotation, cellular component: mitochondrial inner membrane. The transcript has 7 exons. NCBI's taxonomy places the organism in Eukaryota, Haptophyta, Isochrysidales, Noelaerhabdaceae. The record is from RefSeq and is a predicted model, not a curated record.
AUGACGGCUCGUGCCAUCCGGGCCGUGCUGGCAGCCUUGUUGGUAGCGACCUCAGCGGCUGCAGUCGACUUUUGCCCGGUGCUUCACGCGAGGGCCGCGUUCGCGGUUUCUGGUCUCUGCCGCGCCCGCGCCGGCCGUCGCUGUGCCUCGCUGACGCUGAUUGACGACGGCGGCUGCUCGCUCGCCCUCAACGCGAAGGCUGCCUUUGCCGCCUCAGCGAUGGCGACGGCGCUGCUCCAUCCGAUCGACACGCUCAAGACGCGGCUGCAGUCGGACGCAUACACUGUGUCGCCCGCUCGUGCUCCGGUUCUUCGACGCCGGCGUCCCGCACCGGACGAGCCGGCGCGGCCGCGACUGAUGACGGGCCUGUACACGGGCCUGCCCGCGAACGUGCUUAAGGAGGCGCCCGACGCCGCGGUCUUUCUGAUGGUCUCCGAGGAGCUAAGCCGCACCCUCGCCUACUCCUCGCCGUGGUUUGCGAGCCACCUGGCGGCGACGCUCACCCUCAUGCUGAGUGGCGCCGUCGGAGACGCGGCUGGCUCGGUGCUGCGCUUGCCCGCCGAGGAGCUGUGCAAUCUCCCGCAAUCUCCCCCACAAUCUCCCGCAAAUCUCCCCAGGCUGCAAGUCGCGGCGUACGCAGAGGCAAAGCAGCGGCUGCAAGAGGCCGCCCUUCGCUUGCACGAGCUCGGCAGCGACCUCGGCUCUUGGAGCCAGCGAGCGAACGCCGCCCGAUGCUCGGGAGUCAGCGAGCUCGCCGCCGACGCGGUGGUCGAGGGCCUCCCGCUGGACCUGCUGGCGGGCGUCUUUGCGGGCGUGGACCUAGUGCGAGAGCAAGGCGCGUGCACGCUGCUGCGCGGGAUCACGUGCCGCGCUCUGUACUACGCACUCCCCCGGUGUCGCACGCUCUACUACGCGCCGCUGAUCGGCGUCUUCUUCGGCCUGUACGAGCACUUUCGUCGCGUCUUGAGCUGA